ACCGCGGAGCAGCUUUGACACAUCUGCUCGGCUGGUUUCAGCACCUCGGACAGCGACCUCUCCGAUAGGCUCGAGCCUGUCGGCGGCCAAUGGCGUUAGCGGCGCGGCUGCGACAGCGACGGCCAGCAGCAGCAGCAGCAUCCCGGGAGCAGCCAAUGAGAGGCCGCCGUUUCUCCCCCACAUCCAACCCGAAUAACUGCAGAUGCCCGCAUCAAAGCAACGGGUCCCUCUCUCUCUCUCUCUCUCCUCUUCCUCGCUCUAUCUUUUGGCAGGUUUUCAUAGCUGAGGGUAUACGCUGCUUUCCAAUUUUAGGGAAUCUGUAGUAGCCAUUUCCCUAUCUUUCUUCUGAUUUCGUUUUUAGGGUGAUAUGUGCCGAUGCGUUUGUAUCCGAGGGAUGUUUUCCAAGCUUUAAGCGUCGAUCUGGGACGUCAACAGCCUUGACUGUAGAGAUUUUCCUCUCUCAAUGGAAGACAUCUUCCCACUCGCAGCGAGCGAAGAACUGAAGCAUCUGCAUCCGCAUCCACAGGCGAGGGACUUUGAACAAACAAAAAUCUGAAGACAGAGACUCUCACUGGCGAAUAAACUUGUGGGCCUGAAGCCACAGGGACUUAACAUUAACACUCGGUUUUCACGCCCAGCUCAGCUCGUGUUGGUGGUGUGGAAACCGAGCAGAGGGGCUGUAGACGUUUUUUCACAUUUUGACCGCAGUAAGGGGGGUCAAGGUGUGAUUGAUGGAUUCCACAAGACGAGCCGAUUAAUCAGAAGGUAGGAAAACACAAUGUUUUACUGCAUACUGCAACACACACUCUCGGUCUCAUUGAGGAUGAUGCAGCCACAGAAAAGCAAAAUAGUAGGGCCCGUGUUCUGCUUCUAAGCCAACAAUGUCGACAUAAUCACCUACAUGCACAGGUGUGUGAGCGCUCUCUUCAUCCCACAUAGACCUUCCUAAAAUAGGUGAUCUAAACCCUAAACACAAUAAGAUCACAUCCCUUAUAUCCACACCAAUCGUGUACAAGAGCUCAGGUUUAUUACUGGGUGUUUGUGAAGCUGCCGUGUGUUGGAGGGGCUGUUUUCAGGGCUUCCAUUUUGAAGCUAAGAUGGAUGCUUGCGCACAUUUCUUUCCCGUGCCUCUGUGGCCUUAUCUUACUCCUUAUAUAAUACUGAUGAACAGCAACAGCAGGCCCGUGUUACACUGCCGUAACACACGAUGCAUAUGCUUUAGGUAUAUUGACGAUGUAUCACCACAAACGCUAUGGUUCGACACAAAUUGAGAAUAAAAUCAUGUACUCGUCAAAAUCCUACUGCCUAGGGUCGCCUCUAAGGAGUUGUGCUCAUUUUCUUUGACAUGUAAAUAAACAAGAGACUUCUCCAGCUGGAGCCAACUGUGGAGAAUUCGUUAUUCAGCAUUCAAUCAUGAAAUAAUGUGAAGGAAUGUCAAGUGUUCAGUUGUUAGUUCACCAAUAAAAUCACCAAAGAUCACUUCUGCAUAAUGUUAAAUAAUUUUCUGGGGUGGAAAUAUCUUACUCAAGCAAAAGUGCAGUUACUUAAGUAGUAUUUUGCUCAUAUAGAUGCAGAACUACCAUUGAAUUUACCCAAGUUAUGAGUAUUAUAUUUUAAAUUGGCCAUCCAGGGUGAAAUAACUGAAUAUCUCUGCUGCAUAAUGUCUCAUUAUUAUACCUAAUAGUUUGAAUCCAGGUCAGUCAUAGCUGUCACUGCAGAGAGCCUUGUUAUUAGAAGCCAAAAUCAAGGACUUUAUUGAUUGUUAUGAGUAAAAUAACCACAAUUAAGCAAGCAUAAUCAUCUUGAUCAGUGUUUUGAAACAAGAUGCAACAGUUAGUUUGAAAGUUAUCAAAACAUCUGGCUAAAAAUAUCUUCCAACAAGAUUUAUACUUAUAGUUUUCAAAUCACUGCAGCUUCAAGUGAGUGCAAAGAGAAGCCUGAAGGAGAAGUAAGACAAAUGAACUUGGUAAGAUUUGAGUUUUUCAUAGUGAGGGCAUCAUCCGAUCAGCUGGUUGGUAGGUAGAUGAUUUUAGGCAACUUUUUACUCAGUAAUGGCACAUGUAAAUACGAGUAAAAUUAAUAAUUCUAACUAUUCUACUACAAAUCUUCUCAAGCAGAGUAACAUGAGUAAAUAUACAGUCACUCCCAGUGUUCUUGACAUAUUUCACCAUUAAACAUGAAAAAAUAAAAUGGAAAAAGUGAGGAGAAACAGUGGUUGGCUCAAAAACAAUGCAACUAAUAUAACUAGCUCUUUUUAUUUAACAUUUGAAAAUGUCAGUGUCUUCAACCUGAGACCACUUGUUAGUUCAAGUAGCAAACAAUCACUGCGACUCUUAUACUCAGCCUUGCUCAUCUGAUGGCGUUUAUAUGGAUAUUCUUGGAUAGAGCUUUCUAUGCAGUAAGAAUUUUUCUCAGAAAGCUUCUUCAGCUGAAGAAUGACAUCAAAUACGGUUGAGAGCUAUAGUCACGGACACUGACAACUCAUCCUCUUCACAAAAUCAAUUGAAUUUCAAGGUCUAGUCUUGGUUUUUGAAAAGAAGCUUAACAAAACAUACUGUGACUAUGUGAAAUGUCAACUCGAACACUUCACUCUGAUUCUGGAGCUUUAAAUUUGCCUUUUAGGAAAGAGUAGGCCUCUUUUUAAUCUAUCAGAUAUGGUUCAGUGAUGCACUGUUUACACUCCUACUUGCUUUUGCUUACAGGUUCGACUUCCUCUCGAGGUGACACACCCUCAGAGCUCUUUGUCUUGACCAGUCAAAGAGCUUGACGCAUCUCCUUUCCUUUAUCCCACCACUGACCCUCACACAAGCAUCAUGGGUACGGUGCUGUCACUGUCCCCGAGCUACCGCAAGGCGGUGCUCUUCGAGGAUGGCCCAGCCACAGUAGGACACUACACAGCAGUCCAGAACAGCAAGAACGCUAAGGAUGCUGCCACAGCAGCUGGAAAGUCCCUAAAGCGCCCCUCUAUUAUCAAUGUGUUACCAUGGAAACGCAUUGUGGCUGUAUCUGCGAAGAGGAAGGGCUCCAAGAAGCUGCAGUCGGAAGGCGGGGAUGGUGGGAAAGGGAGUCCUCCAGAUGGUCAAGCCACUGCCACAGCUAACUCAGCCUCCAACAGCAUAAAGCUGAAGAAGUCCCAGUCCUGUGCUAAUCUGUCAUCCUACUCAUCAGGCCAGGAUCCCUCAGCCACCACCACCACUACCUCCUCCCACCUACCCACAUCCAAGACCCUGGCCAAUGUAGUUACUGUUGCUGCCAAAAAGAAUUCCCUCACAGGCUCGGGGAUCCAGCCGUCAACUGCAGCCGGUACCCCAAAACGUGUCAUUGUCCAGGUAAACGAAAGACUCUAAAUGUUAUAUCUAUUCACACUACAAUUCCCUUCUUGAGUAAUAUUUGAAAGUGUUUCAUCACCUUCUUUUUCCUUCUUUAACUAAGGCCUCCACCAGUGAACUGAUGCGCAGCCUGGGUGAGUUCCUGUGCCGUAGGUGUUACCGCCUGAAGCGUCUUUCCCCAACAGAUCCGGUGCUGUGGCUGCGCAGCGUGGACCGCUCCCUCCUCCUUCAGGGCUGGCAGGAUCAGGGCUUCAUCACUCCGGCCAAUGUGGUCUUCCUCUACAUGCUGUGCCGCGAUGUGGUGUCAUCUGAGGUGGCCUCGGAACGGGAGCUGCAAGCCUCGCUGCUCACCUGCCUCUACCUGUCCUACUCCUACAUGGGCAACGAGAUCUCCUACCCGCUGAAACCCUUCCUGGUGGAGGUGGAGAAGGAGGCCUUCUGGGAUCGCUGCCUGGAGAUCAUCAACCGCAUGAGUGGCAAAAUGCUGCAGAUCAACACCGACCCGCACUACUUCACCCAGGUGUUUGCUGACCUAAAGAACGAGAGCAAGAAAGAGGAGGAGAAAACCAAACUCCUCAUAGGCGUUGACCGAUAAGAGGGAGCUGGGAGGGGGGAAGAAAGGGUAGACAGAUUGAUGAAGUUUACAGGUUGAGUUGGGGUGGACAAAGUGUUGCAGUGUAGUGAUAAUUGAAGCGGUACUGUUGUCUGGCAUCUCUCCUGGUUUAUCUUUAACUAAAUUUCCCUUUUACAACCCUGUGUAAAGAGUUUCUGGCAGCAUUUUGUUCAAUUAGUCGAAUAAUGAGCCACAUAAACACAAACAAACUCUCAGCUGAUCUUCAGUGUCAGAUCAACAAUUACAGUUCCAGUCUAGCAUGUCACUCUAACUCCACCAAAGUAGAUUAGAUCAGGGUUAUUGCUGCAUUAUUGAAAUAAUUGGAUCUGAUUAGAUUCACAAGACUUUCAGGCUAUACUUGUUGGUAUCCAACACCUGGGUCACUCUGCUCAGGAUGACACAAUAGCAAGCUUUAAGGCAGUGAUGUAUCAUUAGUUUUUAGACAAGGUAAGUAAUGUUUUGUCAUUUGUUGGCGAUGUGACGAUAACAGACAGUGAGGGAGAGGUGUUUAUCAUUUUUAUCCUAGCUUCAGGCCCUGAGACACACAUCAGUCAGACCUGUACCUUGUUUCAAAGGAACAGAAGUGACUGAUCUGGGGUGUUUAUGAGUCUUUUGUUGAAGAAUGAAUGGGGUUAGAAAUGCCAGACAACACACAUUUACUUAUAAAGGUUAAAUAUAUUUAAUGUAAUGAUAAAUGGCACUGAUGUGAUGAUAUUGCGUGUUUAGGCGUUUCUUCUCUUAAAAAGAAAUGUCAGGGUAAAGAAAAACAAGAAGCACCUUGCAUGAGCUCACUUCAUAUGUCCUUGCACAUGACAACCUGCUUAUUGCCAGCCCCUCUCUACAUUUUACCUAUCAACCUCCCAAGAACUGUUGCACUUAGCCAAACUGGCUGCUACCCCCACUAUUGAUCCUUCUUGUAUUACCACAGUAUAGAUGAGACAGAAUCAACCACAACAUAAGUGGAGUGGAAACUGUAGCACUGUGAUAUUUAAAUUUCUAAUUGGCAAGUUAGUGCUGAGUAUAACCUGAGUACUGUAUCUUUAAGGAAACAAAAGUUGUUUUUUGUCAUUCAAAUUUGCUUUUAAUUAGUAGAUUAGACACUUAUUCCUUUGAUUACGAUAUUCUUACCUCCUGGGCUCAGAUUAGUUGUAAAUUUAAAAGCCCCUCUCUAAGCUGUGUUUACAGAAAUAUGGGAAAAUGCAAUAUUAUCGUGGAAUAUUUCCUUCCUCCCCUUGCACUUUCUCAUGCCGUCCAUAUUGGUGCUGUCUGACAUGACCAGAGGAAAAUAUUUAUCGAAAGAAAGAAAGAAAGAAAGAAAGAAAGAAAGAAAGAAAGAAAGAAAGAAAGAAAGAAAGAAAGAAAGAAAGCAGCCUUUUCACUUUUGUAAGCUGCACCAAACAAUUACUGGAGCUGCGUCAUAAAGGUUAUGUUUCAAAAGGAGACCAUGUGAUCGCUCUCCAUCUAUAGCUCCACACGCCAUGAAAGAAUGAAUGAAAGUCUCAUUAUGUUGCAGAUGUGUUGGGGUGACGAUGCUACAGGUGUUGAUGAGACAUUAAUUCCAGAACAAAGCUUUGGUGUUGCUGUCACCACUCUGAUCGGGGGAAUCUUCUGCUCUUUGAUAUGUUGUCCCCCCCUCCUCUUUCAUCUUUUCUUUUUUCUUACACUCAAUACUCUUCACAGAAAAACCACUACGAACUAAAACAACACAGACUUACUUUCUCUCUCUUUCUGUCCAUCUGCUCCAGGCUGGUCUGAGCUGGCUGGCCUUCUCUAGUGAGGUCCAGUCCAAUCCAGUUAUUUAAAGACUCUCUGGCUCGCUGACCUGACGACUUACUUAUUCACUGAGUUGUUUGACAUGCAUGUGUGCUUCUAUAGGUUUUCCUAGCAUGCUGCUUUGUUUUGGGCACACCGUAACAUAUGUAACAGAAGAGACUGAGCGGUAGCCACAUUGAACUGCUGAAAGCUAGGCUCAGUGAUGUGACAUCCAGUGGCGGCUCGGCACAAGAACGGGCGAGAGACUCUGCGGCACAGACUUCAGGAAGGGUGAAUCAAAUCCUGGGAUUUCUACUUUUCUUGGUUUUAUGGUGCUUUGGGGUCUAAAAGACCCUUCAAGGAUUGGUUCCCUGGUUAUUAUUUGUUUUCAGCCUUUAUGGACGUGCAAUUAUGCAGGUUUUGAGCUCAUUUUUGGUAUAAUCGAUGGAUACUUUCAAUUAUAGAAUUCCAGAUAGCUCAAGGGAGUCAGUUCUGCCCCCCACUAUUAAAGUGGAUAGCUGCUAUGUUUCUUAUUUUCAGCUUGUAGCAGAGGCUUUGAGACUUUGGAAAGCUCCUUCCAGGCCCAUUGAAGACAUCAUUCACCUGAACUGCAUGUCUAAAAUGAACGGAGUGGCCCAAAACACUCCUCGCCUUCAAUGGUGUCACAUCACUGAGUCUAACCUUAGCCAAUAAACUGUCUGCAAUUUUAGAAAAGCUCUGCCUUCUUCAGCUGGGCAGAGUACUUGUGCCAUAUCAUAAAGACUCAUCAUUUCAUACAAAAGACACUGAGAAACAUGAGCCAACUCAAACUCUGAUUCAUGAACAAGAUGAACUCUGAGGAAAUCAGGACUGAGCUUUUUUCACUAUGUAUCUACAUCAUGUAUUUGACAAGAAGAGGGACUUUGUUCGGGUCACAAGGAUCUGGAGUCAAAAUAGGAAUCUUGUGAUUUCAAUACACAGUGAAACUUUGUCACUUUGCAAAAUGUUUGCCAAAAUUGGGGUCAUCCUAAGCUGGAGCACAUUGCAUUCUGUUAUAACUUAUGAAAAUUGAUAUCUGGCCUCCUCCUCUGUGAGAUGAGAAAACACAAAUUAUGAUUCUCUGUUCGCUAGGAUUUCGAACACUUCCUCAGAAAAAAAACAGAAUGUCUUACCUGUUUCCAGACUGGGUCUCUCCACGGUGCAGGUGAUGUUUUAACUGUGGUUGUGUUGUAUGUUCAGAUGUGAAUUGAUUGGGCUGCACUAGGUACCAUGCUGUAAAAAUAAUGUAGCCUUGAUGCAGAGUCAGACCUCACCAGACAAAUAUGCACAUGAAGACUGAAUCCAUGGCAAACAAGCUUGUUUACAAGACCUUCCUCCUAUAGCUGUUUCUGAUGGGUUGAACAGUUCAUAAGUAGCAUUUCUCUGAGUGGCAUUCCCCAAAUGACUGUUCAAUAGUGAUACCGUAUUUAUUAAUUUGUUCCACCUAAAGCUCCAAAUUGCAAGUAGAAGGUUUGGUAGGAGUUGUAUCACAGCAGGCUAAUGUAUGUAGGACAAGUUUAAAAGGGAUUAACACCUGAUCAAAUGCAAAAACCUCCAUUUUUAACAGUAUGUUAUAAAUUUGGGUUUUUAAACAACGCAGUGACCUGACCAUUACCAAGAUCUUAUUCAAGAAUGAAUACUGAACAUCAGAGUUUAAUUGACCAUUUGCUGAGCUCUACAACUUUCAUUUAUAUAGCCUUAUGUUUGUAGUUUAGCCUGACAAUAUGACAGAUUUGUGCUUCAUGACAUAAUAAGUCCUCAAUUUAAUACACAGAAAGACAAAAUAUUAGCUGAGUUAGCAUCAUGUUAUCCAAAGUGAAACGUAUCCCUGAUUAGUAGUUACUUGGUCAGAAACGUUGACCGUACGUUAAUCCAGUAGGCGGAUACAUUUCAAGAAUGACAUAAAAUAUGUUACUAUGGCUGAUGUUAGCAUGUUUAUGCUAUUGGCCCAAAUUAAAACUGUGUUACUUCAGUCGGAGGCUCACUUGUUAGCUAGGCAUGCUAACAACUGUAGCUUCUAAACAGCAUAUAAACACAAUUUAGUCCAUCACUAACACCUUUGGUGUUCUGAGUUUGGUUUGGGAUCGGGUGAGUCAAAAUAUCUCUGUAUGCUGAUGACAUAGUUUUCUGCAUUACUUUAUACAUAGACUGAGGUGCAUAGAAGGCUAAAGCUUGAUUAGCUUGGUGGUGGAAGGAAAAUUUUUGCAAAUGGUCAGUUCUAUUCUGCAAAUUGGAGCCUAAAAAACCCUAUCAAGGAUUAUAAUCCUCCCUACACACUCAAAAGCAUUACAUUUGGUUAUUAAACACCAUGUUGGAUGUUGGAUUUUGACUGAAAGGGGGGUAAAAUGGUUUACUGAUGUAAUAUUUUUGCUUCAAUCUGUCCUAGUCUUCUCUGCAGUGCAACUACAGUGAAACAAGACAAGUAAGCCGGGAAAAUUUGACCCUAAAAAUGAAGCUUUUUCUAGAACUGGAGAGGAAAAGAUAACCCCUCUAUAUGCUCUCAUCAUUGAUCCACUCAUAACUAUGUGCCAUAUUUUCUCUUGCAACAUGUACAAGACAAAAACUAUUGUGUAACAUAUGAAGCUUAUGAAAAUGAUGAUGAAGUUCUUAUGGUUUCCUUCCUUUAAUUUGUGGAUCAUGUUGUAUAAAGAAGAAUCUUUGUUGAACAAAAGUCAAGGCUACUAGUGUUACUAGAGUGCUGAUGCUGCAGUCUGUUACUAUGUGGAUGUAUGAAUAUUUAUGUGAGAAAUAAGAAUAAUUUGAUCAACUGUUACAGGUACUUUAUAUAAAAACCUUUACAAGCAAG
This is a messenger RNA of Xyrichtys novacula (pearly razorfish), 8518 nucleotides long. NCBI's taxonomy places the organism in Eukaryota, Metazoa, Chordata, Actinopteri, Labriformes, Labridae. The record is from the annotation of a GenBank genome assembly.